AUGUUAACGGCGAGGGCUUCAUUAGCAUGUAGCCGGUUUCGAUUUGGCCCCAUGAUGGCCCGGCGCUGGGCUUCAUCUUCCGACUCUACAUCUGACAGUCCUACUGCUCAGCCUACUUCUCAGUCUGAUUCUCCUCACGGCGUCAAGCUACCGCCGCGCGCACAGAAACUGGUCAUUUUAAAUGCGCGCAGCGCGCGGAUUCUGCCGCGACCACGGCCCAUGGUGCGCAAGGGAGGCAAGGACGACAUUAAUAUGGACCAGCUGGAUGCACAGCUCAAGAAGCUGCUCAAGUUCAAGCGUGACGUGCCUUACGAAGUGAUUCUCCAAAGCAUCACGCAGCUACGGCCGUCUACUCAGCUUGUGUCGCGCAAACGUUACGAGCAACUUUACAAUGAUAUUAUUCGCGCAUAUACUGUGCCGCAACUAAGGGACUUUGUAAAACAAAACGAUGCUCAGGCACCGUGUAGCACGUGGCGUAAAACGAUUCUGUCACGGUACAUUCUUGACCGUCUGUGGGGGCUUAAACCGUCGAUGGAAAUUGACGAGUCGUCGGACGUUAUUGUGGAAAACUCGAUGGACUUGUCGCUGCGCGAUAUCUUCUUGAUUGUUGCCCGCAACGGUCAGCUUGCUCGGUCGUGGACUAAAUCCGGAGCCAAGAUUGUGGUUCUUCCCGAUCACCAACAGAUUGUCAUUCGUUCGACAAAGGAUACAUUUAAAUGGAUUCAGGUUUCUAUGAUGAAUGCGCUUAGCAAUGUUGUCACCAAGGAGUUUGACUUGACUCCGUUUACCAGCAUUAUCAACAUUGACGAGCUGCCAUUGGAAACCAUCCAACGACUUUCUGAUACCUAUAUUGAUCGGCAAGGGACACGGCUGGUAGCCUCUGCUCUUGGUCGCAAGUUUUUGAACCGGGCCGAGCGCUUUAUUUGGGGGUCUGUAGGCUACAGCCCGCGGUUGGUAGAAUCGUACUUGCAUGAUACGAAUGAAGUAAAUACCAAGCGCGGGGUUUUGACUCAAAUCAUUAACGACGACGCACUGGGGUGGAUUGACCGGGAUAAGGAGUGGGCGCGCUGGAAGCUGGCCAAGUCCAAAGUGAGAAAGAGCGAGGUAGCUAAGGAGAGUGUGGAUAUUGUUAAUGUUUUUGAUGAGUUGGCUACAAAGACUUGGGAAAAUGAAAAGGAUACCACUGUGAAGGAUGCAGAAGCUUCUUUGGCGGCUCUUAAUCUGGAACUUUUACAAGUGAAGCCUACGAAGCAAAGCUUGGAAGUUCUUAAGGAGGAUUUUGCUACAACCAUUACAGAUUCUAUUUUGAAGACGUUCAAGUCAGUUAAGUUUAGUGGGCUGGAUACGGAGGCCCCACCUCAUGUGACUGUUGCGGCGACAUUUGGUAAUAUUCUUCACCAAGCUAGUGAUAAGAGUUCCCUUUUGAAGGAGUUUUCUAGUGAGUCGAAGAGUGUUCCGAAAACCACGUUUUUGACGGACGUGGCCAAUGUGCUGGAUCAGUGCCGGAAACUGCCACAGUUUAAGUAUGAGACGGAGGAAGCUGAAGAAUAUGAGGGGUUACUAGAUGAAGAUAUGUUGGGGAACCCUAGUGAAGGCAUUUCUUUGGCCAAGCCGACCGACCCAUCACCAACGAUUCGUACGCUUCUUGACGAAAGCAAGACACCAUCAGAGCAUCUUACGGAAUUGUUUGAAGCGACAGCGGAGCGGGAAAGCGAGAUUACAGACGAGCAUUCUUAUUAUGUGCAAAUGAAGUUUUUGCCAAGUCCGUUUUUACAUGACGGCACAUCGACAGCAGCUGACAAUAUUGUGUCUGCGGCACAGUUUAAGGAAUUCCCGCCAAUGGAAAUGUGGUUGGAGAUUGAUGAAGAUGAACGGGCGGUCAAUGAGAGUGUGAAUGUUGUUUUUGUGCUAAAGGAGGCCAAUACAUAUGUUUCUUUGGCGCACUUGAAUACGGACGUUAAGUUUUCGGCAGCAAAGACUGAGUUUGUAUUAGAUCCUGGAAGUGUGUAUGAUGCAGAAGGAAGUGAUUCAUUGUCUGAACUAAAAAAACAAAGACUGACAAAUGUGCGAGAGUACCUGGGUAAGUCACGACUUGAUUUCUCUGGGCUUGUGAACAUUAGCGCCCCGAAUCAGUUGUACCUGGCAAUGUCUGUGCCAGACAGUAAGACAGGUGAGCAUAAGAUAGUUUCUGUGCCGUAUAUGUACCACUCUAUGGUGUACCGGAAACAGACUGACUUGAAGUAUAAGGGUCAUAUUCUGCAGUUGGCAACGGUUGAGGGAGGUGUGGUAAGUGGCCGACGCACAGAGGCCAAUCUGGUGUUGGAUCUGGCAGAGGCUCAAGUGUUUGAGGGGACCGAGAAAGAAGAUGAGGAGAAUUAUAAGAUGCUGAGGACAUUUGUGGAAGCUUCGAUGGAGUUUGUGCGACAGUUGGAGGUACCUAGCCGUGGGGGGAGAGUUUUUAUUUAG
Magnusiomyces paraingens is the source of this 2466-nucleotide messenger RNA. RefSeq lists its product as uncharacterized. NCBI's taxonomy places the organism in Eukaryota, Fungi, Ascomycota, Dipodascomycetes, Dipodascales, Dipodascaceae. The transcript has a single exon. Bases 1 to 2466 code for a protein of 821 amino acids. The record is from RefSeq and is a predicted model, not a curated record.